This is a messenger RNA of Fusarium falciforme, 1311 nucleotides long. RefSeq names its product F-box domain-containing protein. Gene Ontology annotation, molecular function: protein binding. The coding region runs from base 1 to 1311 and encodes 436 amino acids. The transcript has a single exon. The record is from RefSeq and is a predicted model, not a curated record. Lineage: Eukaryota; Fungi; Ascomycota; Sordariomycetes; Hypocreales; Nectriaceae.
AUGGCUUCUAUACUUGGUCUCUCCGCCGAGAUCACGGAACUGGUGCUUAGGAACCUCCCACCGCGGGAUCUUCUUUCUCUUCGGCAAACGUGCACAGAACUGUGUGCCAGAGCAGCACCUCGAUUUUCCCGCCAUUACUUCCAGACGCGCUAUGUCAUGUUGGAAAGACGAAGCCUGGAUACUCUUGUCGAGAUCUCAAAGCAUCGAACUCUCGGUCCUGCCAUUACGACAUUGGAAAUAUGUGUAUACCACCUCCUCCCACUGGAAGAGUUGCCAAGAAUCAAACCUCCCUAUAGCGAAUUUGAGGAGAUGAUACAGACCAUAUCGCCUAGCCAAUAUGAGGGACUCAUGACGUCCGAGCACGGCGAUACCGAGUUUCGAGCUAGGACAUCAUUCUUACGAUCUUCUUCCCCCAACCAUCAUGAUGACAACAAUCAUCAUCUCGGCCAGCUUCGUAGAGAAGCAUACCUCACACACUUGGCAGAUCAGGAUCAAGUCGUCGGGACAGAUUAUGCCAUCGAGUGCCUGAAGCAAGCUAUGGAAAAUCUUCAUCAUUGCAAGAACGUCAUCAUCGAUGAUGACAAUCGCGCGUGGGGCCUACGUUCUCUGAAACAAUCCAUCGGUGUCUUUCCGCAGAGGACAUUGACAUCUGCUUCAACUCGCAGCAUCCAUCUCCUUCGCUACAUAUUAUGUGCCGUCCUUACCGCCUUGGCCGCUAGCAAACUGGAGAUCGCGGACCUAGACAUCAGUAUCGGAUGCUCGAUGGAAAACGGCAAUCGAAUAAGUCCUUAUAUGCUUCCCACUCUAUUGCCAUCCCCUAUCACUAGCCUCCGUCAACUUCACAUCGUGCUUGACCCGGCUGUCACCAACGUUGACGGUCGCUUACCUUGGGGUUCUGGCCUCGUUCGAUUCCUCCGGUUGUUUCCAGAGCUUUCCCAGUUUUCUCUCGAUUUCGAAUACCGUGAUGAGCAGAAUCGCUUCUCAGAGGUCGCUGCGAUGCUGCACAUACCAAAACUGGAGGUGCUGGUACUCUCGAUGAUAGACUGCCGCGGAGAGGAGCUCACGGAUCUUAUCCUCUACCAUAGACGGACGAUUCAUGAAAUCAGACUAAACAACAUCAACCUCACGGAUGGACCGAAAUCUUGGCCGUCGCUCGUCAAUGAUAUCCGCGACCAUCUUAGUAUAAGCUACUUCUCCAUGGACAGUUGUACGGCGGGAUAUACAGAUAUGCAUGAAGAACGAGUAGAGGCAAGGAGCACACAGGGCCUGACAGCUAUCAUAGACAUAUUAUCGACUAAGGCGAAUCAAUAA